CGCGGGGCAGAAUCGAUUUGCCCGUUUCUAGAAAUCGUAAUUUCUUUGUUCUCGUAGUCUUCAUCCUGUCGUUUCAUCCUGUGCUUCGUUCAUCCUCGACUAUCAAAUGCGCAAGUAUACGAGCAAUGGCGUUCAAAACGGUCAUCGGAACGCAGCAUUUGUCGCGGACGAAGAAGACCAAAAUGGCUUCCGGAAAGACUCCGGAGACUCGAUUGCACGAUAUUCGGUGACAUCCGAGGAAACAGAAGCGAAAAGAGGCUGGAACAACAGCAUCGAGUUCCUGAUGUCCUGCAUCGCCAUGUCCAUCGGAUUUGGUAACAUUUGGAGGUUCCCGUUCACAGCGUACGAAAAUGGCGGCGGUGUUUUCCUUAUACCAUACAUAAUCGUUCUGUUCCUCAUUGGUAAACCAUUUUACUACUUGGAGAUGAUCAUAGGACAAUUCUCGUCCUCGACGUCCAUCAAGGUUUGGAGCCUUUCACCAGCGUUCGUCGGAGUUGGAUGGGCCCAACUCUGUUCGAACGUGGCGCUGAUGACGUAUUACAGUUCCUUGAUGGCUUUGACGUUGUUCUUCCUGAUCGCAUCUUUCUCCUCCGAGCUACCCUGGGCGAAGUGCAGAGAGGAAUGGGGCGACCAUUGUGUGGAUUCCAGCACUAAGGCGAACAUAAGCGCGAACAGUAUGGGCGCAUUCGAAGGAGCACGGUCCGAGGGUGCGAACGUAUUCGACUUGCUGGUGACCGACGAACAGUUUAAAAGCUCGGCAGAACUUUACUUUUUGAAAGUGGUACUCCAGGAGAAGGACAGCAUCGACGAUGGGAUCGGAUUGCCAGAUUGGAAAUUAACGCUCUGCCUGCUUGGCAGCUGGCUAUCGGUGAUCCUGAUAACGUUCCAGGGCGUGAAAAGCUCUGGAAAAGCGUCCUAUUUUCUCGCGAUCUUUCCCUACAUCGUACUGGUCAGUCUUCUGAUCAGAGCAGUCACCCUCGAUGGCGCAGGAAACGGGAUUUUGUACUUUAUCACGCCAAAAUGGUCGAAACUUUCGGACUUGACCGUCUGGUACGCUGCUGUCACGCAAUGCUUCUUCUCGCUUUCCGUUUGUUUCGGCACCAUCAUCACCUAUUCGUCGCACAACGACUUCAAACACAAUAUCUACAGGGACGCGAUGAUCGUGACCAGCCUCGACACGGUGACCAGUAUGAUAGCUGGUUGCACGAUUUUUGGAAUUCUUGGUAAUUUGGCUCACGAAAUGGGUAUUACGGAUAUUGACAAAGUGGUGAGGUCUGGAGCUGGUCUGGCGUUCGUUUCUUAUCCCGACGCGAUAGCAAAGUUCGAUGUUGUGCCACAGGUAUUCGCGGUCCUCUUUUUCGUGAUGAUGUUCGUUCUGGGAGUCGGUAGCAACGUAGGGAUGGUAUCGGGAGUAGUUAUAGCCUUAAAAGACAAACUUCCAAAUGUAAAACUCUGGCAAAUCGUAAUUUCAGUGUGUUCGAUGGGAUUUGCCGUCAGCACAGUUUACGUAACGCCUGGUGGCCAAUUUUUGCUUACGUUGGUCGAUUAUUACGGCACCUCUUUCGUUGUGUUUAUCCUGGCGUCUUUUGAAAUCACUGCGGUAGUAUGGUUGUACGGUAUAGAAAAUUUCAUAGACGACAUCGAGUUUAUGUUGGAGAAAAAAACGAGCAUCUAUUGGAAUGUCUGCUGGUUUCUCGUAACGCCGUUGAUUUUGAUAAUAAUUUUUAUAUACACUGUUGCAACCUUGUCGCCAGUGACUUAUGGCGGAAAAGAUUAUCCAGCGUCGGCACACGUGGCUGGCGUGAUUAUACUCUGCAUCGGCGUUUUCCAAAUACCAUUCUGGAUGGUAGCGGAAAUGGUGAAGAACAGACGUCUGCCAUUUUUGCAGAAUAUAAAAGCGUCCUUUCAACCAACGUCAGAAUGGGGGCCAAGGAAGACCAAGUACAAGGAUGCCUGGUUACUUUUUAAAGAACAGAAAACGAAAGAAAGGAGUCUCAGGACGCAACCCAGAUGGCUCCAAUUGAUUUGCAUACUGCUGCGUGUUAAAAUGAAAUAAAACGGAAGGAACACUUUUAAUCUGGCAUUAAA
Colletes gigas is the source of this 2088-nucleotide messenger RNA. RefSeq names its product sodium-dependent nutrient amino acid transporter 1-like. Gene Ontology annotation, biological process: sodium ion transmembrane transport. NCBI's taxonomy places the organism in Eukaryota, Metazoa, Arthropoda, Insecta, Hymenoptera, Colletidae. The transcript is spliced from 9 exons. Gene Ontology annotation, cellular component: membrane. The record is from RefSeq and is a predicted model, not a curated record. Gene Ontology annotation, molecular function: L-amino acid transmembrane transporter activity. The coding region runs from base 107 to 2056 and encodes 649 amino acids.